AUGACGACCGCCCACAGACCGACGUUCGAUCCCGCACGCGGCAAGGAAGCCCAGCGCGGAGUCGCCUACCAUCAGCGCCUCCUGCCCGCACACACAACGCUCAAGCACAGGCAAGCCGGCCAGGGCGGAGACGCAGAUGGCUACCAGCGCGACCUACGUGCAGAGCUUCUAGAGGCUGAGGCGCGUCAUUAUGCGAAGAAGAACGGCACCUAUGUCGAACCAGAGGCUGCUACCGACUCUAGCAGCGCACCGAAACGACAGAUCGACGACGUAGCAGCGGAAGAAGGCGAAGAGGAUGAAGCAACUGCGAAGAAGAGACGGAUAGAAGUGCUCGAGAAGUACAGGGACAUAGACGCGGACGAUAGUAGUGACGCGAGCGAGAGUAGUGAUGAAGACGACGACGAUGAAGAAGACGAAACUGCGGCACUGAUGCGUGAGCUGGAGAAGAUCAAGAAGGAGCGCGCAGAGGCGAAGGCCAAAGAAGAGCAGGAACGCGCAGCUGAGGAGGAGGAGCAGCGUGAGAUCGAUGUCGCGCGUGGCAAUCCUCUGUUGAACAAGAACGAUUUCGCCAUGAAGCGCAGAUGGGACGACGACGUGGUCUUCAAGAACCAAGCGCGCGGCACUGAGGACAGGAACAAGAAGAAGGAGUUCAUCAACGACAUGCUGCGAUCUGACUUCCACAAGAAAUUCAUGUCCAAGUACGUGCGAUGA
Messenger RNA from Boeremia exigua, 711 nucleotides. Its product is annotated as Cwf15/Cwc15 cell cycle control family protein-like protein. The record is from RefSeq and is a predicted model, not a curated record. The coding region runs from base 1 to 711 and encodes 236 amino acids. Gene Ontology annotation, cellular component: catalytic step 2 spliceosome. Gene Ontology annotation, molecular function: RNA binding. Gene Ontology annotation, biological process: mRNA cis splicing, via spliceosome. Lineage: Eukaryota; Fungi; Ascomycota; Dothideomycetes; Pleosporales; Didymellaceae. The transcript has 3 exons.